Messenger RNA from Tribolium castaneum (red flour beetle), 2448 nucleotides. RefSeq names its product Zinc transporter 63C (gene ZnT63C). Lineage: Eukaryota; Metazoa; Arthropoda; Insecta; Coleoptera; Tenebrionidae. The transcript has 7 exons. The record is from RefSeq and is a predicted model, not a curated record. Bases 481 to 1833 code for a protein of 450 amino acids. Gene Ontology annotation, molecular function: zinc ion transmembrane transporter activity. Gene Ontology annotation, biological process: intracellular zinc ion homeostasis; detoxification of zinc ion; zinc ion transmembrane transport. Gene Ontology annotation, cellular component: membrane.
GCCUCGUGGCUUUUUCGUGUCUAGGACAAAAAAAUUACCGUUUUGUGAAUUUUUUUUGUUUAUUUGUUGCUUAUUUAUGUUUGUGUUGACGAUUUUUCUCUUGACGUCAUUAGAAACUCGUCCGUUCAUUGGCUGAAAUGUUACAGUGGUCUAUUGUCUGUCAGUUCUUCAGUUGUGGUGAUUCUAUGGUAGUGAAGUGUCCUUCCUUCUGUCAAAUUGUAUGACGUACGCUUAUGUAUUAAAUAAUUAACAAGAAGCUCAGCUUUUCCAUUAACCACUACAGUGUUUUCAGUUAGGCGUCUAAUUAAUGUCUUAUUUCGUUUUAACAAAAACCCUCCAAGUUUAGGCAAAUAUGCUGUGAUAUCGUGUUUACAAGUGCUUACACAGGAGACUGUAAAAAUCUACAAAAACUGACCCAUGCUUCUUAUUUCAGUAAUAUGGUGACACAAGUGAGACAGUUUUAACAAAAAACAGAUCACAAUGCCAAAAUGGGCCGGAAAAAAGUGUCGUCUGCUCUCGAUGUUGGGGCUGACGACGUCCUUCUUCUUCGUCGAAAUAGUCGUAGGUUACAUAACAAAUUCGAUGGCUUUGGUCGCGGACAGUUUCCACAUGCUAAGCGACGUGGCCGCCUUGAUGGUGGCCUUUGUCUCAGUCAAGAUGUCUCCGAAGAAGUGGUCGAAAAACACGUUCGGUUGGGCCAGAGCUGAAGUCCUUGGUGCUUUAGUCAACGCCGUCUUCCUCGUAGCUCUUUGUUUUUCCAUUACAGUGGAAGCUUGCAAACGGUUCAUCGAGAGCGAAGCGAUUCACGACCCACAAUUGUUGGUCAUUGUGGGUGCGUUGGGUCUGUUUGUUAAUUGUAUAGGACUGCUGUUGUUUCAUGAGCAUGGUAGUAGCCAUGGUCAUUCCCAUGGUCGUUUGGCCCAUAGUCGAAACCGCCUAACACAACUAGCCAUGACUGACGAUAACGAAAACGACGAAAGUUAUCCCAGUCCUCCGCCGGAGAAAUCCUCCCAUCAUGGGCACUCAAGCCCCGGACAGAUGAACAUGAGGGGGGUUUUCCUCCACGUGUUGUCCGACGCUUUAGGCUCAGUUAUCGUAAUUAUAUCAGCAGUUGUCUUCUGGCUGUCGUCGUGGAAAUACAGGAAUUACAUCGACCCAGCUUUGAGCAUACUGCUGGUAUUGUUAAUAAUGAACUCUGUAUGGCCUUUGUUGCGAGACUCGGCUUUAAUUUUACUACAAACUGUCCCGACGCAUAUUCAAGUCGACGCAAUCCAGCGGAGGUUACUGGCGAAAGUCGACGGAGUCGUAGGAGUGCACGAGUUUCACGUCUGGCAAUUGGCCGGAGACCGAAUCAUAGCUUCAGCCCACAUUAAGUGCCGUAAUUUAUCCGAAUACAUGAAAAUCGCGGAAAAAGUCAAAGAAUUCUUCCACAACGAAGGCAUCCACUCGACGACAAUCCAACCAGAGUUCAUUGAUUACCAAGCUCCGGAAAUCACAGAUACUGACCAAACCGAAGAUUGUGUUCUUGAUUGUCCCAAAACCACAGACAGUGACGACUGCGUGCAAAACACAUGCUGCGGUCCAUCGAAACAAUUGGAGAGAAGCCUCUUGAAAGGACGUGAGACGCCCUCGCCCAAUAACACCCCGUAUAUGGUCCGUCAGCGCGGCAAUUCCAGCAACAGUUCGAACAAUUCGCAGGAAAUGAACGAAAUGGAGGCGGGAGUGCUUUUGGAAAAAGGUAAUUCUCCAGUGCCCAAAGACUACAAUUGUAUCUCAAGGGGUUCACAGUGUUCGCAAUACUCAGUAAGACCUGGUUCAGAACCAAGUUUCUGAUACCUUGAUGUUUCACAUAUUUUAAUUAGGCUCUAGUUACCUUAUUAAGUAUAAAAAGUCGUGUUUUCGUGUUAAUAACAUCACUUCAGUUUUGUAAUAUGCUCUACCAGUAAGUUUCACAGAUUUUGUUACUACUACAGUGUGAAUCUAGUCUUAGUACAAUUUUGUUUUCAGUUUUAUUACUUGUAGUUCGGCUAUGGCCAAGUUGGUAAAGCAUAUUUUUCUAGAUAAGAACAAUCUCAAUACGACGGAGUGAAAGAGCAAGAUUUCAAAAAAUGAUCGCGUACUUACAUUGUAUCAUGUGAUGAAUAAGGGCGACAGAAUAAAAUCAAGUAUUAAUUGGGCGGUAGCUAAACGUCAAAACCAGUACCUUAAAAAGGCCCUUCAUCGUUUACACGUAACUAGAUUAGGAAAUUUUCUCGGCUAUUUUGCAAACUUGUAUACCUACCGUGUUGGGUGAAGUACAAGUGUUACAUAUUUAUAUUUUAUUUUGUAUAUUAAGUAUUAUGUUACAUACUUUUUAUUCAACAUCUAAAAACAAGGUUAUACUAUAUUUAAAAUCACAGACACUGUGUGCAGCCUAUUGAUGAAAUAAAAUUAAAGGAAGACUAAAAA